AUGGUGAUGAGGGAUUCUCUAAGUGUAAGAAAGUGCUUGCAUUGUGGGCUCAAUGUUCACAACUCCAGCGGUAUUGCCACUGGCAAAUGUGUCAAGCUUUUUGGUGUGUGUUUGCGAAACAACGGGGAUGAUCAUGAUCAGGAUGCUAUGAAGAAUCGCGUUAGCAUGGAAAAUCCAUGCUACGAAAAGGUCGAGAGCAAAGAUGGCGAAGAAGAUGAUGCUAAGGAUCUCGCUAAUGGCAUUAAUCAACGGAGACGAUGGACUGAAGAAGAGCAUAAACUAUUUCUAAUUGGGUUGAAGAAGCUUGGAAGAGGUGAUUGGAAAGGAGUUUCAAGCAAUUUUGUAAUCACUAGGUCCCCGGCUCAAGUUGCUAGUCAUGCUCAGAAACAUUUUAUGCGACAACUUGUAAUUAAUAAGAAGAAACAUAAACAAAGUGUGUUCGACCUAUCUUUGAAUGAAGCUGAACUAGCUCCAAAUGAUUCCCCAAUUUCACAUACAGAGAAAAGUGAUACUGAAAAGGCAGUAAAGGCUACUACAGCAUAUCAGCAUAAUGAGAAUCGAUUUCCACACAUCGCCAUGGGUAUUCCACCACUUGCUCAAAUGCCGCCCCCAGUAUUUGGUGAUCCAAGUUGUUGUAGGAUUCCUUCCACGGUGAAUUCUGCCAAUCAAAGUUAUUCAUCCCGGUUACCUGGAAGAACCUUGCUGAAUUAUGGUACUUGUGCUCCUGAUCUUAUUGAACCAUCCAAAUAUCCAAUAUUCCAUCACCACAGGCGUUCCUCGCACACAGUGAUCAUUCUCGAUUAG
Quercus lobata is the source of this 804-nucleotide messenger RNA. Its product is annotated as probable transcription factor At5g61620. The record is from RefSeq and is a predicted model, not a curated record. The transcript has 5 exons. Gene Ontology annotation, biological process: response to gibberellin; response to ethylene. Gene Ontology annotation, molecular function: DNA binding. Bases 1 to 804 code for a protein of 267 amino acids. NCBI's taxonomy places the organism in Eukaryota, Viridiplantae, Streptophyta, Magnoliopsida, Fagales, Fagaceae.